Molecule: messenger RNA, 3681 nt
Organism: Populus euphratica (Euphrates poplar)
Lineage: Eukaryota; Viridiplantae; Streptophyta; Magnoliopsida; Malpighiales; Salicaceae
Gene: GEX2
Product: gamete expressed 2
Exons: 17
Coding region: 1-3426 (1141 amino acids)
Biological process (GO): pollen sperm cell differentiation; actin cytoskeleton organization
Molecular function (GO): actin filament binding
Source: RefSeq, a predicted model, not a curated record
AUGGCACUCGAAGUUCACUUAGUUUCACUCUUUUGCCUCAUUUUCGUUGCAUCAUUGGCUUCUACACCUGUAAGAUCAGAGCAAACACAAGGACCCUACUUUGCUUUCAGUUGGUUCGGCGACAACAACACAUUCCAAGCAGGAGAUGUUGCAACUAUAAAGAUCAAAGUGCUAGGAGAGUUUGACAGGAGUAAAGGAAAUGCUUUUAGUCCUAAAAUAACAGUGAAUGGCAAGAUGGGGAAUUCUUGUUUUGUGUCUGGAGUUUUACUUGAUUUUUCAGGAGAAGAUACGGAUGCUUGGAGAAUUCUUUUCACUCCAAUACGGGUUGGAGUUUUUAAUGUUUUUAUUGAAGAUGGCCCUUUUCAUGUCUUUGAUUCUUCUCUCCAUUUUGAAGUUAAAGCAGGGAAAAUAUAUGCAUCUGCCUGCAUUGCGUCAUGGAGGGAUCUCGAAAAUGAGUUUGAAGCUGGGGCUAAAGCUACAGUUUUGAUUGUUCCUAGAGAUGCAUUUGGGAAUAAUGUUACUUCAACGGGACAAGAACUACGUCCUUUUAAUUUUACUGUAUCUGGACUUUACGAAAACGGUAGCAUUGCCAAUGUGCCAGACAUCACUCACAUAGGCUGGAAUGAAUUUGGUCAGAUCAUUCUCGAGUUUAUUGCUACAAAAUCUGGAAAUUUAUUGUUGCAUGUGGAAGGAGGAAAUCAGACCUUGAAUGGCUGUCCGCUUCUGUAUAAGGUGAAUCCAGGACCUGUCGAUGUUUCCACUUGUGAGGCCACUUGGAAGUUUGAAACAAAUGCAUGGCAAAUAUUCUCCAAGAUGGAAACUUGUAUACACCAGAAAGAUAAAUAUGGGAACCCUGUUCUAGGAUUCUAUGAAUUCGACACCAAUGUUGUUGAAGAGGAGAUGAAUCUGUCUAUACCUCUUGCAGAUAUGAGCUUCACCAAGGUGAUGCCAGGAAUUCAGUUAUGUUCCUUCAGUCUGCUGGAACCAGGAAACUUCUUGCUCACUAUAUCAGAUACAAAACAUAAUAGAAGCAUCUCCAACAUGCCAUUUUCUUUUAAUGUGUUCAUAGGUUAUGCUGAUGGAUCAUCCAGCAUAAUCAAUGGAUCUGGUUUAAAUGAUUCCACUGCUGGUGAAAUUGCACAAUUUUCAAUUUAUUUGAAUGACAUUUUUCAAUAUCCAUCUUUUGUCGGAGUAGAAAGCAUUCGAGUGCAGAUAAUAAGGGAAACUGAUUCCUAUUCAGUAAAGCCAAGCAUCAAUCCAAUUGUUAAUGGAAAUGUAUCUACUCCAAGAGUGGGCAAUAGUUCUAUCCGUCAAGCAGAAAUUGCUCUGGCACCGUCUGAAAUUGCUCCCGUAUCCUCAGUUGAUCUAGGAAAAAUUUCUACAGGAAACUCAAAAGUUCUGGCCAGUGCUUUUAAUGUGAUUUACACUCCUGAAAAGAGUGGAAUCUAUGAAAUUUAUGUGUUUUGUGGAAAUGUUUUGCUGAAUGGUGGCCAUUCAUUCAGAAAGGAAGUGAGAGCAGGUGAGGUUAAUGUAUCACUCUCGAAAAUUCAGAAAUUUUCUUCGAGGGCGCCAAAGAUGAUUGAAAAUGAAAUGGCAGUGCAACUGGUGGAUUCAUUUUUUAAUCCUGUCCUAUCCCAGCAGUCAAGACUGACACUAGAGAUAGCUUCAGUUAACAAGUCUGGUUUUUCAAGUGGAAUGUUUGUGGAUAACGAUAAUGGUACAUACUGCAUUCGAUAUGUGGUUAAGGAUGUUGGAACUUAUGAGAUGUGUGUUUCUUUUGAUGGCAAACGUUUGUCACCCUGCCCCUUCGGAGUCAACGUGUAUGGUGUUGAAUACUUUCCCAAGGCCAACGACGAUAACAUUUCGGUUUGGGAGGAUGAGUCUAUUGCUUUCGAUGUCUUGGCGAAUGACUACUUUGCCGGCAACAAUGCAAGUAUUGUUGAAUUAUCGAAACCAGAUCGUGGUUCGCUUUUACAGAAUGGACAUCUCUUUAGAUACACUCCUUAUAAAGAUUAUUACGGGAAUGACUCUUUUACAUACACACUAUCUGAUGUAAAUGGAAACCUUGCUACUGCUUCCGUAAUCAUUUCUGUUCUCAACAUCCCACCUCAGUUCAUUUCCUUUCCAAUCCAAUUGCAAGCAACUGAAGAUGUGAUAGGUCCCAGAUAUGGUGGUUUCUCUGCGAUUGUGAUAAAAUACUCGGAUCCAACAGAGAAAAUCUGUGUCACUCUCAGCGCUCGAUCUGGGACUGUGUUCUUGUCUCCUGUGCUGAUGCAGUUUUGGCAGCCCAUUUGGGGUGAAUUUUCUGCAAAGAAAGGGGAUGAUGCAGCUAAAGAUUUAAUCUUAGAAGGUGGUGUAGAAGCAAUCAAUCUAGCUCUUCAAUCGAUUCAGUAUCUUGGAAGUGAGAAUUUCUACGGGGAUGAUGUUAUUCAUGUUUCUGCCACCAACAAGAAUGGAAAGAAUGACCUGGAUGUUCCAGUUUCUGUUGAGCCUGUCAAUGAUCCUCCGGUUAUUAAAAUCCCUAAAUUUAUCACACUGAAGAGUAAAGAGGACGAGUCACUGAUAUUUGACAAAGCGAUAGACAAGUUUGAGUUCUCUGUUGGAGAUCCAGACCUUCUUCGAUACCCUGGCAAUGAGUCUGGAUUUAUAGUCACAUUUUCAGUGGAAGUAGACAAGGGAUUCUUGGUAACCAGUCUAGCAGCUGAGCUUCUUAAGACAACUGAACUUAAGGUGAUGAGUAGUUAUCAGUGGCAACCAAUACAGACAUAUGUUUCUAUCUCAAGACAUUUUAUGGUCAAAGCUAAUGGAGUCAGAUUCCGGGGGCCGCUUAAUGAAUGCAACAGUGUCAUGCAAAAACUGUCCUAUGAUGGUAGAGAAAGUGAUGCCAUUUUAACAGUGAAAUUAAAUGAUAUGGGACAUUAUGGGUGUUCUUCAGACUGCGCCGACAAGAUUGCAGUGCCUUUAUUUGCUGAGGCUACUGUACAACUUAUCCGAAGAAGGUCAAUGAGUUCAUUGUUAGCUCACACACUUGGAUCAGCUAUCUUAGUUGAGUUUCUUAUGGUGUUUUCUCUAGGAGGGAUUCUUCUGUUCUUUACAUGCAAAUGCGCAAUGCAUCUUGCUAAUGAAAGAAGAAGAAUUAAUGUCAAGAAUUCUCAGCUAUCUAGUGUGCAGAAUUCCCAGAAAAAAAGUCAGAAUGUAGAUUUUUCGGAGGAUACGACAAACUUCACAUGCUGUUGUUCAAGCCCCUUCUUGCUUAGUGGCCAAACUUCCAACUUUCGACAACGCUCCAAUCGACAGUUAGGAGGCGAAGAAACUGGCAAGAACAUAAGUAGCCCUCCUGGAUCUUCUAGCAGUCAUCAUCUACAGACUCCACCUGGUCUUACCCCACUUGUUAUUGAGAAGGAGGAUCUAAAGGAAACCUUUUGAUCAGUUCUAUGAAAUUAAACCAAGUAAAUGGGGACGAGACAUUGUACUAUUGCAGCACUUAAGAAGCACAUUAUAUGGUUUUCGACAGUUAGUGACAAGAAAAGCAGCAUAAAAAACAAGUUGAACAGUCUAUAAAAAGCCUGAUGUGCCUUGGUAGCUUGCUUGGUGGCAUAAAUUGCACCAACUUGGGAUGAUUUUUUGAGGCCUAUCUAGUCCUGUGGCUUAAGCAAGGGACUGUUCCUUCUAUUACAUGAA